Messenger RNA from Macrosiphum euphorbiae (potato aphid), 1137 nucleotides. Lineage: Eukaryota; Metazoa; Arthropoda; Insecta; Hemiptera; Aphididae. The record is from the annotation of a GenBank genome assembly.
AUGGCUUUCCUGUGUCCCGUGAGAAUACGCCGAGGCAAGAAGAAAAAAAGUGGUUCUACCAGCGACUUGGACAAAGAAGUGUUACGAGGAACCAACGCUAAUGGACCGGUUCCUGGUAUGGGGCGUAUUACCGGCAGUGCCUCCAUUGAGACGCUGGUGCGUGUCGGGAUCGAGAAGGAAAAUGGCUUGUCACCUGAUAGUAAAAUGGUUGUACUUCAUGAUUUCACACCGUGCGUUGAUGAUGAGCUAACUGUGAAACGAGGCCAGGUCGUCAACAUCCUAUACCGAGAGAAUGACUGGGUAUAUGUAAUUGCGGAGGACAGUCGUCAAGAAGGUUUUAUACCUCAUUCGUAUUGUACACCUUAUAAUUCACAACUUGGUGAAAUAGCUUUAAAUAAUGUUAAAAAGAAAUUACCACGUGCACCAGCUGCUACGCCAACUGAAACUGUUGUUGAAGUUGAAAUCAAUGAGCAACAAAAACAUGGUAAUUGUGGUGAUUUAUCUGAUUGUGAAAGUUUUGGCAAUAAAACUCAAGAUCACAAAAAUCAAAACAAACAGAACAUUAGUAGCUCUAGAGCUUCAUUAUUAAGUGCGUCUUCACAUCCUGAGAUUCGACCAUUUUUUAAAGACCCUGCUGGGCGUUACAUUGUAUUAUACACUUUCAUAGCAAGAGAUGAGAAUGAUGUAAGUGUGGAGAGAGGAGAAUUUGUGACUGUAUUAAACAGAGAAGACCCUGAUUGGUAUUGGAUUAUUCGCAGUGAUGGACAGGAAGGUUUUGUUCCUAGUGGAUUUGUAUAUCCAGCUGAUAUAAUACAAGGGCAUAUAAAUCAAAUGAGUAAUAAUCAGUGUGCUGGUACUACUAAUACUGGUCUACCUCCGGUUACACGUGCACGCCCACGCAAAAACUCUUGUGUGGCUGAUGACGAUCCAGCAAUUCAUGGUACUGAAAUGGUAAUGCUUUAUGAUUAUAAGCCUCAAGCCCCAGAUGAUCUGUCAGUUAAGCGUGGUGAAUGGAUAUAUGCAGAUCUUGACAAUCAAAUGGUCGAAGGGUGGUUAUGGACUUAUGCUCCUAAAACGAGAAAAUACGGUUUCAUACCUAAAGCAUACGCUCAUCCACCUGCUAUGACCAGUUUGUGA